Molecule: messenger RNA, 1200 nt
Organism: Fusarium poae
Lineage: Eukaryota; Fungi; Ascomycota; Sordariomycetes; Hypocreales; Nectriaceae
Exons: 4
Coding region: 1-1200 (399 amino acids)
Source: RefSeq, a predicted model, not a curated record
AUGCGAGGAUUUAUCUGUGUACAGGCUAUCACGACCUUGGCCUUUUCAACGGUCGCCAUUGCCCAAACCCUUCCUGAAGACUUGGCUGGAGUAAUCUCCAACUACUCGUCUCUCUCUUUGUUCCGAUCCCUACUCAGCUCUGCUCCCCAAGCUCUCAUCACUUCUCUAUCUGAAAAAGAUAACAAUGUCACUGUUCUGAUCCCUACCAAUAAUGCCAUCGAGAGUUAUCUGAAAACUUCCAGCGUCUCUGAUGUAACAGAGCUCAAUCAGACAGAACUACAAGUCUUCUUUUCAUAUCACAUUCUGUCAGCCUCACUGACUUCCUCCGAUUUUGAUGACCCACGAGGAUUGUCAGUUCCUACUCUACUACAAAAUUCACAAUUCAACAACAGAAGUGCAGGACCUCAAAUUGAAAGCCAAUUCGGAAAAGGCUCUGAUGGUCAAGUUGUUUUUGCUUCAAGGCAAGGUCGAAACAAGCGAGCUGAUGAUGAUCUUGGAGGACCGAAUAUUAUUCUACGAGCUGGUUUGGCCCAGGACGUCAAAAUGACUGCAGUUGAUGGUUCUUGGGGCACUAAUAAUACCAACUCAUUCCAAAUUGUUGACAAAGUUCUUUCUCCUCCCAGGUCUUGCUCCAACACUGUUCACACCAUUAACGAUACGCGACUUGUUACCCUGAAUAGCGCUCUGAUCAAAGCGCAACUCUGGCCUGCUCUUGAUACAUCUCGGAAUGUGACAUGUCUGGCGCCUUCGACUCAAGCUUUCAAGAAUGCAGGAAGCCCAGACAUUAAACUCUCCAAGUCAGACUUGGCUGGAGCAUUGCUUGCUCACACCUUGAACGAAGUUACAUAUUCCAACUAUCUUCGAGAUGGACAGGUCGUUGGGACUCUGAACAACACCGAAGUCCGGGUUAGUAUUCGAGGGAACGACAUCUUCUUUAACAAUGCCAAGGUUAUUGAAGCAAACAUUCUUACUAACAACGGUCUUAUUCAUAUCCUUGAUUCUGUCAUUGAGGAGGGAGGUAAACCCAGUAAUAAUAGCACUGGUAGUACGACGGAUGAGACUCCCAGUGCGACAUCGAAUGAACAGUCACCGACUUCAACUUCUGGCAGCAACUCGACUGAGCAGGGAAACUCUGGAAGUUAUUUUUCUGUUGGGGUUUACAACUAUCUUGUGCCAGCUUUCGUCCUAUUCAUGAUUUGA